Molecule: messenger RNA, 2569 nt
Organism: Stegodyphus dumicola
Lineage: Eukaryota; Metazoa; Arthropoda; Arachnida; Araneae; Eresidae
Product: 6-phosphofructo-2-kinase/fructose-2,6-bisphosphatase-like
Biological process (GO): fructose 2,6-bisphosphate metabolic process; fructose metabolic process
Cellular component (GO): cytosol
Molecular function (GO): fructose-2,6-bisphosphate 2-phosphatase activity; 6-phosphofructo-2-kinase activity; ATP binding
Source: RefSeq, a predicted model, not a curated record
AGUUGCAUAAUGCGAAAUUUAAUUUUAAGGUGACCGGACAAAUUAUGUCAAUUUGCCACAUGUUAUCGCCAUGGUUGGUUUACCAGCUAGGGGAAAGACCUACAUUUCAAAAAAGUUGACGCAUUAUCUUAAUUGGAUUGGCAUCAAAACAAGAGUUUUUAAUGUUGGAGAAUAUCGCCGGUUAGCAACAGAAGCAUACAGAAGUCAUGAUUUCUUCCGUCCUGAUAAUAAGGAAGCUAUGGCCAUUCGAAAUAAAUGUGCAUUGGAUGCUUUGGAAGAUGUCUGCAAGUGGCUAGAAAGUGAAGGCGAAGUUGCAGUUUAUGAUGCAACAAAUACAACACGGGACAGAAGAAAGCUAAUUUAUGAUUUUGUAUGUGAAAAACAUGGUUUUAAGUUAUUUUUCAUCGAAUCUGUGUGCAAUGAUCCAGGUAUCAUUGAAGUAAACAUUAGGGAAGUUAAAGUUCACAGCCCUGAUUAUAAAGAUAGUGACAAAGAAGAAGCACUGCGUGAUUUCAUGCAGAGGAUAGAACAUUAUCAGAAAGCUUACCAAUCCCUUGAUGAGGAUUUAGAAAGAGCUUAUUCUUUUAUGAAGAUAUUUAAUGCUGGAGAGAAAGUCCUGGUGCACAGGCAUGAAGGUCACAUCCAGAGUCGAGUUGUAUAUUACUUGAUGAACAUCCAUAUUCUUCCACGUUCCAUUUAUUUAACCCGGCAUGGUGAAAGUAUAUUGAACCUGAAAGGUAGAAUAGGUGGUGAUGCCGAAUUGUCUGACCGAGGAUGGGAUUACACCCAUGCUUUAGCACGUUUCAUUCAAGAACAGAACAUACCUCGUUUGCGUGUUUGGACUAGUCAAUUGAAGCGAACUAUACAGACAGCUGCUGGUAUAGAAGCACCUCAAGAAAGGUGGAAAGCCUUGAAUGAAAUUGAUGCUGGCAUAUGUGAAGAAAUGACUUAUGAAGAAAUUCAGGAAAGGUAUCCAGAAGACUUUGCUGCUCGUGAUCAGGACAAAUUUCAUUAUAGAUAUCCUAGAGGAGAAUCAUAUGAAGAUCUGGUUGCUCGUUUAGAACCUGUUAUCAUGGAAUUGGAACGACAAGAAAAUGUGUUAGUCGUUGGCCACCAAGCUGUACUGAGAUGUCUUUUAGCAUACUUUUUAGACAAAAAUUCAGAAGAAUUGCCAUAUUUGAGAGUGCCAUUGCAUACUGUUAUAAAACUUACACCAGUUGCAUAUGGAUGUGAAAUGGAACUUUUCAAACUUCCAGUUGAAGCUGUUGAUACCCAUCGAGAAAAACCUAAAAACUGUGAUAUUGAGCGAUCAGCUGAAGAAGCUUUGCUGACAGUGCCUGAGCAUUUAUGAAUAUGGAACUUGGAUUAGAUGCGAAUUUACUUCAUCUUUAAAGUUGCAUUUUAUCAUUCCUAAAUAUUAAGUGAUAAUGCUAGUGCAAAUUAUACAACGUUGCCAUAUAUUUAAAUGUUGGUGAAGUUAGAUUUUAAAUUAUGUGUAUAUAAUGAAAUAAUUUAUUAGAAUCACAAUUUUAUCAAGAAUUUAAUAUUUAAGAAAAAUAUUGUUGCUCUUUGUGUAAUAUUUUAAUGUGAACUAUUUUUAACCUUUUAUUCCUUGUGUAAUAUGUAUAGGAAUAUGAAACUUCCUCAUUUUAAAAAUAUGUGGCUUUUUUGCUACUUAAGUAUUUUCCACAAGUUUUUUAAUGUGAAUAUUGUUUUCUAAAGUAUGGACUGUGUUCAAUUACAAUUGCAGUUUUUGUAUACCUUUUAUGUCUAGUUUCUGAAGAUUGGAUUGUAUUAUGUACUAUUAAUUAUCUGUAUUAAAAUUUUUGUUAAUGGGCAUUAAAACACUGUUUUAGAUUAAUCUUAUUUCACUGUUACUACAGUGCAUUUCAUAUAACAUACUGAUAAAUUUUUAAUAUUGUUCUGAAUUAUAAUUUUUAACAAAAGGAGGAAUUGAGUAAUUCUGUAGCUGUACACUGUCUAUAAAAUAGACAAAUGAACAACAUUUCAUAGUUUAAUGCAGCACCAUAUUAAGUUUAAAAAGUUAUAAAUUUGUCAUUUUAAAUUAUUGGAGAUUGAAAUAUAUAUUUGCUUUACUGACACUGUUAUUUAAAAUAGUCAUUAUUAAUUAUAAAAGUUAGAUAGUCCUCAAGCCUACUUAGGAAUCCAAACCUACUUAUGAAAGCUGUGUAGUUAAAAAUAAUGAUUGAAAAAUGAAAAUAUUUUGUUUUUUACAAAAAUGAUAAUUUUGAAAACAACCUUUUCAUGAAUACAUCAAAGCCUAAAUUAUAUUAUCCUAAGAUGGUUGUAUGAACUGAACAUAUGUGUAUUUCUAAAACAUGAUUUAACUGAACACAGUGAAACUUCUGCCUUGCAAAUGUGGUGUAGACUGUCUACAUGUUCAAAUAUUUGAGUAUUAAAAUUUAAAUUAAUCUGUAGCUUAAUGGAUAUUCAUAAGAAUAAUUAUGCAUCUCGUACAUGUGUAUUUUGAUUCAGGAGAUGCAUUUUUUAUUUAAAAUUCAUUUUCCUGUUGAUGUUCCUAUUUUCAUAUCUUGUUAAAUUUGAUUAU